Molecule: messenger RNA, 1808 nt
Organism: Helianthus annuus (common sunflower)
Lineage: Eukaryota; Viridiplantae; Streptophyta; Magnoliopsida; Asterales; Asteraceae
Product: protein ALP1-like
Exons: 3
Coding region: 456-1703 (415 amino acids)
Source: RefSeq, a predicted model, not a curated record
GGAAGUGUGUCCUCAUCUUGGAAAGUAGUUAAUAAAUUGUUGCAGAAAGUAUUUCCCCUUUAGGCUAUAGGGUGUGGGGGGCAUGAAUUGGAUCAUUAAUUGCCACAUAGGAACAUGAUUCAUACCUACACCACCCCCUUGGAGCUUCAUAUCGUGGUGUGCGUGAAUUAACCCACGAAUCCCACGACCCACUUUUUCAAUUUUCUAGGGUUGAAACAAUAAAUAUAUAAACAAUUUUUUUCCCUAUUUUCUAUUCUUCCAUCAUCCCCACCUAUCAAAACCCUAAACCCUUCGUACGACCACAAGAACAACAUCAGCAUAGCAAUACUAGCAAACCUUAACCCUCUUUUCUAUUGCUCCAACAAGACGACAAGCAACAGGAGCAACAACAAAAAGAUCAAGACGACAAGUAUACCAGUAGCAAAGAAAAAGAAGAAACAGGUUAUCCCACCACCAUGGCGUCACCAACUUCUUCCGACGAGAUCAACGAAUUUUUUUUGAACGUCGUGAUGGAAGCAACACAAAUAAUUAUAGAGGAGGAAGAAACCUCAUCCAAACGGAGAAAACGACAACAAUGUUUAAAUAGGGAUCGUGAAGGUGCCCAUGAUAGGUUGAUGGCCGAUUACUUUGCCAAAAACCCGGUAUACACGGAUGAAAUAUUUAGGCGUCGUUUCCGAAUGAGUCGUCGUCUUUUCUUACGUAUAGCCAACGAUUUGGCUAAUUACGACCCAUUUUUCACAUUAAGAUGGGAUGCUACAGGUAAAAGAGGAUUUACCACUUUACAAAAGUGUACGUCGGCAAUUCGCCAAUUGGCUUACGGUACAAGUAGCGACAUGUGGGAUGAAUAUUUGAAGAUGUCUGAUAGAACUUCACGAGAGAGUUUGUAUCACUUUUGCAAAGGGGUGGUCAAGCUAUACAGCACGAAGUACUUACGAAGGCCAACAAAGAAUGACAUCAUAAAGUUGUACCAGGCACACGAAAGUAAACAUGCUUUUCCUGGAAUGCUUGGUAGCAUAGAUUGUAUGCAUUGGCCUUGGCGUAAUUGCCCUAAUGCAUGGCGAGGUCAAUUUACUCGAGGUGAUCAUGGUCAUCCCACAUUAAUUCUUGAAGCCGUGGCAUCAAAUGAUCUUUGGGUUUGGCAUGCUUUCUUUGGUGUUCCUUGUUCGAAUAACGACAUUAACGUUCUUGGUCAGUCAGAUGUUUUUAAUGACAUCAUUAACGGUACGGGGCCUGAUUCUAGGUUUUCGGUUUCAGGAGUAGAAUACAAGCACGGGUAUUAUCUAGCCGAUGGAAUAUACCCAACAUACACAGCGAUUGUUAAAACUAUACCAUAUCCAGAAGAUGAAAAAAGAAAGAAAUUUGCAAAAUGUCAAGAAUCUGCUAGGAAAGAUGUUGAGCGUCUAUUUGGGGUUCUACAACAAAAAUGGCACAUAGUUGCAAACCCAGCACGAGCACUUGAACUCAAAACAUUGAGAUAUUGUAUGUAUGCUUGUAUCUUGCUACAUAACAUGAUUAUCGAAGACGAAGGUAACGCCAUAUGUGAAUAUGAUCCUAACGACAUUCAUGAGAAUGUUGUACCAGUUGAUGAAGGGCAACAAGAAUCUAACAUGUGGGCGUUAUACAACGAGACUACGCAUAACCAUCUUCGUUCGGAUUUGAUUGAACAUGUUUGGCAAUUUGGUCGGGUUAACAACAACGAAUAGUUUUCUUUUCUUAAUUUAUAAUAUGUAGCUUAAAUUUGGAUGUUAUUUUUUUUAUUAAUUUGAAUGCUAUGUAGUUUUAUUACUAAAAUAUAUUUAAUUUUAUUU